UCCGCGAAGCCGCCGCCGCCAUGAACCGCUUCAGGGCGUCCAAGUUCCGGCACGCCGAGGCCCGGCCGCCCCGCCGCGAGGCCUGGAUCAGUGACAUUCAUGCAGGAACCGCCCCCUCCUGCGGGAACCAGAUCAAGUCAAGCUGCAGCCUGAUUGCGUUCAACUCUGACCGUGCAGGUGUGCUGGGCAUCGUGCCUCUGGACGGCCAGGGAGAGCACAAGGGACAUGUGACCAGCCUAGGCUGCCAUUCAGACCUGGUCACGGACCUGGACUUCUCUCCCUUUGAUGACUUCCUCCUGGCCACAGGCUCCGCCGACAGGACGGUGAAACUGUGGCGGCUGCCGGCCCCUGGCCAGGCCCUCCCCACGCAGCCAGGCCUGGUGCUGGGCCCGGAGGCCGUGCAGGUGGAGGUGCUGCAGUUCCACCCCACUGCAGACGGCGUCCUGGUGAGUGCGGCCGGCCCGGCCGUGAAGGUGUGGGACUUGGCGAGGCGCCAGCCUCUCUCAGAACUGGCAGCCCACAGAGACCUGGUGCAGGCUGCUGUCUGGAGCCGGGACGGAGCCCUUGUGGGCACGGCGUGCAAGGACAAGCAGCUGCGGAUCUUUGACCCCAGGGCACAGCCCAUGGCCGCCCAGAGCACACAGGCCCAUGAGAACAACCGGGACGUCCGGCUGGUGUGGACAGGCACCCAGGAGCACCUCGUGUCCACUGGGUUCAACCAGAUGCGUGAACGCGAAGUGAGACUCUGGGACACCAGGCACUUCUCCAGCGCCCUCACCUCCCUGACCCUGGACACGGCGCCCGGGCCUCUGAUGCCCCUGCUGGACCCCGACUCCGGGCUCCUGGUCCUCGCGGGAAAGGGCGAGAGUCAGCUCUCCUGCUAUGAGGUGCUCCCGCUGCAGCCGGCCCUGAGCCCAGUGACUCAGUGCCUCGUGGAGAGCCCGCUUCGGGGGGCGGCCCUGGUCCCCCGGCGGGCGCUGGCCGUGCUGGGCUGCGAGGUGCUGCGCAUCCUGCAGCUAAGCGACUCGGCCAUCGUGCCCGUCAGCUUCCACGUGCCACGCAAGGCUGUGGAGUUCCACGAAGACCUGUUCCCAGACACUGCCGGCUGUGUGCCGGCCUCUGACCCGCACACCUGGUGGGCGGGCAGCAACCAGCAGGUGCGGAAGGUCAGCCUCAACCCGGCCUGCCAGCCUCACCCCAGCUACACGUCACACCUGGUGCCCCCCGCGGAGCUCCCCCUCGCUGAGGCCCAGCCUGCAGAGACCCCAGUGGACGACACAGACCCAAGCGAGGGCUUCUCCUCCGCCCCCAGCCUGCUGACCUCGCCCUCCACGCCGUCCAGCCUGGGGCCCUCGCUCUCCUGCACCAGCGGCUUCGGCACCAGCCCCAGCCAGAGGUCACUGCACAGCCUGCUGGGCCCUAGUUCAAAGUUCCGCCACACUCAGGGCACCGUCCUGCACCGAGACAGCCACAUCACCAACCUCAAGGGACUCAACCUCACCACGCCCGGCGAGAGCGAUGGCUUCUGUGCCAACCGGCUGCGCGUGGCCGUGCCCCUGCUCAGCAGUGGCGGGCAGGUGGCCGUGCUGGAGCUGCAGAAACCCGGCCGCCUACCCGACACGGCGCUGCCCACACUGCAGAACGGGGCGGCCGUGACCGACCUGGCGUGGGAUCCCUUCGACCCGCACCGCCUGGCCGUGGCUGGAGAGGACGCCAGGAUCCGACUGUGGCGGGUGCCCCCAGAGGGCCUGGUGGAGGUGCUCACCGAACCCGAGACCGUGCUCACAGGCCACACGGAGAAGAUCUACUCUCUGCGCUUUCACCCGCUGGCGGCCGACGUGCUAGCCUCGUCUUCCUACGACCUCACCGUGCGCAUCUGGGACCUGCAGGCAGGAGCUGAGCGGCUGAGGCUGGAGGGCCACCGGGACCAGAUCUUCAGCCUGGCCUGGAGUCCUGAUGGGCAGCAGCUGGCCACUGUCUGCAAGGACGGGCGCCUCCGGGUCUACACGCCCCGCGCGGGCCCCGAGCCCCUGCAGGAAGGCCCAGGGCCUGAGGGGGCCCGCGGAGCCCGUGUUGUCUGGGUGUGCGGUGGUCACUGUCUGCUGGUGUCCGGCUUUGACAGCCGAAGUGAGCGCCAGCUGCUCCUCUACUCGGCGGGGGAGCUAGCAAGGGGCCCCUUGGCAGUGCUGGGCCUCGACGUGGCUCCCUCUACCCUGCUACCCAGCUACGACCCUGAUACCGGCUUGGUGCUACUUACAGGCAAGGGUGACACCCGUGUGUUCCUAUACGAGCUGCUCCCCGAGACCCCUUUCUUCCUGGAGUGCAACAGCUUCACAUCGCCAGAGCCCCACAAGGGCUUCGUCCUCCUGCCCAAGACGGAGUGUGACGUUGCGGAGGUGGAGUUCGCCCGGUGCCUGCGGCUGCGGCAGACCUCCCUAGAGCCCGUGGCUUUCCGGCUGCCCCGAGUCAGGAAAGAGUUCUUCCAGGACGACGUGUUCCCAGACACGGCGGUGAGCUGGGAGCCCGUGCUCAGUGCCCAGGCCUGGCUGGGGGGGGCUAACGGGCAGCCCCGACUUCUCAGCCUGCAGCCCACCGGCAUGACCCCAGUGAGCCAGGCCCCCCGUGAGGCCCCUGCCCGGCGGACCCCCUCCUCGGCAGUCUACCUGGAAGAGAAGUCAGACCAGCAAAAGAAGGAGGAGCUGCUGAAUGCCAUGGUGGCGAAGCUGGGGAACCGGGAGGACCCGCUCCCCCAGGACUCCUUUGAAGGCGUGGACGAGGACGAGUGGGACUAGCCUGCUCACCAGCCACCUGCUGCUGCCACCUCCAAGAGCCACCUGGUGCCCCUGCACACCUCACAUCUCACCCCGAAAUUGGAAGGUGUCCCCUAGCCCCGGCACCAUGACUGGAGCCCCAGCUCCCUCGGGGCCACUGCAUUCUCCCGUGAAUUGUCCGCACCUCUGCCUCGUCUGGGGCCGCUGAGUCUCGGCUGCUUGCUAGCAUGUGGAGCCAAGGCCGGAGGGUGCCAUGGUGUGGGGGGCCAGUGCAGGUCCCUGGGCAGGCACCGUCUCCCCUCCUUGGACCUGGGCUGGUCCCAGCCUGGGCUGCUUUCACCCAGCACCUUCUGUUAUCACCUGCCACCCUGUCUUGCCAGUCACCCCAGUUCUCGUCAAGGGCCUUGGGGGGCUGGCCCCCCACUAAGACAGCCCAGGGAGGUGGAGCCUUUCAAGGACUGGCUGGCAGGUGCCCUGUCUGGAGUUUCGGCAAUUAAACAUUCCUAAG
Messenger RNA from Talpa occidentalis (Iberian mole), 3279 nucleotides. It is a transcript of the gene CORO7, whose product is annotated as coronin 7. Bases 21 to 2792 code for a protein of 923 amino acids. Gene Ontology annotation, molecular function: protein binding. Lineage: Eukaryota; Metazoa; Chordata; Mammalia; Eulipotyphla; Talpidae. The record is from RefSeq and is a predicted model, not a curated record. The transcript has 28 exons.